ACGUGGAUUACCUGACAAAAAAUGUAGUUUUAACAAACUUCUGCGAAUCUCAUCACGUGAUCUCUUCCCAACUCUCUCCACAGCUCCACCAGACUGUUCAUCAGUUCCCUGCAACAUGAGGGUCACGUGACUUGCGAGGCUGUCAGUACCAGUGGAGACAAGUACAAUGGUACAGUCGACAUACGAAUAACAGGUUGUCAGGAUAACCUGUACGGUGAGCUGUGUGACCAGGUGUGUGACUGUACCGGACUGGCCACUUGUAACCGGACCUUGGGCUGUGUCUGUCAGGAGGGUGUGUACGGCGAGGGGUGUCCAAGGCCAGCUGCAGACGACGCAGGCUCCCAGACCACCCUCCUGUCCAUCAGUUUGACGUCAGGCGGAGUGGUUUUCCUCCUCCUCAUCGCAAUCUUCCUGCUCCACAGGCAAUACACCAUGAUGCGCAUGCGUGUGGGAACCAUCACCGAUCCAGAAGUCUGCAAACUCGGAAAGAAUUUACAAGCCGUGAUGCCACGAGAACGAGGCCCGUCGUCAAGCAGUAUCGACAUGGACAUGCUGAAGGAGAGGGAGAUAGACAGAAACAGGCUGCAGUUCGGUCAGCUCCUGGGAGAGGGUGCUUUUGGACACGUAGUCAAGGCAACGCUCCAACAACCUGAUGAAGACGACGUAGUGGUAGCUGUCAAGAAACUGAAAGACGACACAGAAACAACCACAAGAACAGCUCUUUUGAGGGAGACCUGUAUCAUGUUGUUGUGUGGUCAUCAUGACAACAUCAUCGGGCUCAAAGGCAUCUGUUUUAGAGACGGUCCUCUACAACUGGUGCUGGAAUAUGCGGAACACGGGAGUCUUCUUCAGCUGCUGUGGACGCUACGUGCGGAGUCCAAACACAACAUGGCGAUCCUGUCCAACAAACGGCACAUCUUCGAGACCAUGAUGGUGGAGGUUUGCAGCGGGCUGGAGCAUCUGGCGAGCAACAGGCUGGUUCACCGAGACAUCGCCGCCCGAAACAUCCUGAUUUGCGGGAAGGGAACCGCCAAGAUCGCUGACUUUGGGCUGGCCCGGGACACGUACGCUGUAGGGUACCAUCGGCAGGAGAGGGGUAAUGACCUCUUACCUCUGAAGUGGAUGGCACCGGAAAGCCUGAAGAACGAGGCUAAAUUCACAGACAAGAGUGACGUGUGGUCUUUUGGGGUCCUGUUGUGGGAAGUUGCGCAGCUCGGCCGUACGCCGUACCCCGGGAUGAACGGUGCAGACAGAAUAUAUGAUGCUCUGUAUAACCACUUCAGACUCCCCAUGCCACGGCUGUGUACAGAAGAAAGGUACCGACUGAUGCUGCAGUGCUGGAAGUUUAACGAGAAGACCAGGCUGGACGCCACGACUGUAAGAAAACGACUGGAGGAAGAUCCGAACGGCUUCUUCUACUUCAAUGCGCCAGUCGCAGCAAUCGAUGCCGCUGCACCAGUCACUUCGGUGUGAGACCACAUUGGACUUCGGUACGAGACCAGUAUGACGACUGUCUGGACAGAGCCAAUGACCUCUACAUGAACUGAGCGCCCUGGAGUCUUAAUAAUGAGAGUGCCUUUUGUUUAUCCAUUCGCGUUAACGGACUAAUCUUCCAAGAUAUAUUCAAGACAUAAGAAUUAUGAUAGCCUCGAUAUGAUCGAAAAGCAUUGCUAAGCAGAUCUGAGUGUCUUCUUGUGUAAUUUCCCCAUGCAUGUUAAGUGUUACUCCAUCUAAUGUUUUGCUCGUGAAGCAAACUGGUCUUGACACUAUAGAUCUUUCCAAAUGUUUACUGCCUUUUUGUCACCUAGGAAAACGUAAUCGGCAGUGCUAUCUGUGCCUUUAUUAACACGAAUGGCAGUCUGCUUAUAAUUCUACUAGUAAACGACUAUUUAAUUGAUGAAAAAAUUAAGACAAAGGUGGAACAAGAAUGUUGUUGGAGAAAUGCGUUUUCUUCUUGCUUUGCUGGUAGCUACGUGUAUAACUUUUUAAUAAAGGAAUCUAUAUGUAAGUAAACAUAAAUACUUUUGAUGCACAUGUCGCAGAUAUGAUAUCGCUAUAAUCAUGGUAUUUUAUACAAUGAGAUAAAGUGAAUAGA
Branchiostoma floridae (Florida lancelet) is the source of this 2095-nucleotide messenger RNA. Its product is annotated as mast/stem cell growth factor receptor Kit-like. The record is from RefSeq and is a predicted model, not a curated record. The transcript has 11 exons. The coding region runs from base 433 to 1473 and encodes 346 amino acids. Gene Ontology annotation, cellular component: signaling receptor complex. Gene Ontology annotation, biological process: cell surface receptor protein tyrosine kinase signaling pathway; multicellular organism development; positive regulation of kinase activity. Gene Ontology annotation, molecular function: ATP binding; transmembrane receptor protein tyrosine kinase activity. Lineage: Eukaryota; Metazoa; Chordata; Leptocardii; Amphioxiformes; Branchiostomatidae.